Molecule: messenger RNA, 2423 nt
Organism: Perca flavescens (yellow perch)
Lineage: Eukaryota; Metazoa; Chordata; Actinopteri; Perciformes; Percidae
Product: prostaglandin D2 receptor 2
Exons: 2
Coding region: 144-1289 (381 amino acids)
Biological process (GO): phospholipase C-activating G protein-coupled receptor signaling pathway; inflammatory response; positive regulation of cytosolic calcium ion concentration
Cellular component (GO): plasma membrane
Molecular function (GO): complement receptor activity; G protein-coupled receptor activity
Source: RefSeq, a predicted model, not a curated record
CGGUGAAUAUUGGAGUGGCUUUUCAGAGGUGGCGUGGCUGCAGGAUUUUAAAGAUCUGAAGAACGAUGCAGACGUAGCCACAUUUCCUCUCAACAGAUCUCAGCAGUGUGCAGCAAAAGGGAGUUAAAGGACAUCAGCUCAGUAUGACGUUAUCAAAUUUGACCUGUCCUGACAGCCAGAUGGAAACAAAUCUCAGCAUAUUUCACGCAUCAAACCAAACAGCCAAGAUGAGUUCUUUGAGCGUGUUCGCCAUUUCCCUCCAUGGCUUGUUCUCUACCAUUGGCAUCAUAGAAAACCUCCUCAUCCUCGGAGUAGUGGGCUUCCAUGUCCGUCGCUCUGUCAUCAGCGUCUGGAUCCUGAACCUCGCAGCCUCGGACCUGCUGGCCACCGCCUCCCUGCCCUUCUUCACCCUCUACAUGGCCCGCGGCAAGACCUGGACCCUGGGCAAAACCGUCUGCCGCCUCCAUUCCUCCAUCUUCUUUCUCAACAUGUUUGUCAGUGGCUUCUUGCUGGCGGCCAUUUCUCUGGACCGCUGCCUGGUGGUGCUGCAACCCGUCUGGGCUCAGAACUACAGGAAUGUCCAACGUGUGGGAAAGGUAUGUGGGGUGAUUUGGGCCUUGGCUGUCCUCUUCACAAUCCCCUUCUACAUAUUCCGUGACACCAUUCCCCAACCUAGCGGCCAGAUCCAAUGUUACUACAAUUAUGCUCAACUCCUCCCUGCUAAACCAUUUGACCUGGCGUCUUUAUGUAAGGAACGCAAGGAGGCCUUGGCCUUUAUGAAGCUCUUUCUAGCUUUCCUGAUCCCUCUACUGAUCAUCAUCCUCAGCUACGCUGCCGUGAACAACCGCUUGGCGCGCAGAGGCUGCCGACGCCCUUUCCGUUUCGUUCGGCUCGUAGUGGCCGUGGUGGUGAGCUUCGUACUCUGCUGGGCUCCGUACCACAUCUUCUUCAUCAUUGAGGUGAUGGCCCCCAUUGGACAUCCUGCGCAGUCAUUUGCAAGCAAUGCACUCCCAAUCUCAGCAACCAUCAGCUUCCUUAACAGUGUCCUUAACCCCGUUCUGUAUGUGUUCAGCUGUCCUGACCUGUGCAAUAAGAUUAGGCAUUCCAUGGGUGCGGUGAUGGAGAGCGUUCUGGCUGAGGAUCUGGCAGAAUUUGCCCGACGCCGCAGCACCGCUCGCAGCUCUGUGAGCACGUCCGAGAUGGUGUUGAAGCAGAGGAAUUCUCUGACAACCUUGACAGGAAAGGAUCAGGAGUAUACUAAAAGUCUUACUGAAUCUACUCUGGACUGAUCGAAAGCGUAACGUGAAUUUUUUAAAUAGUAGCCAGGCUUCUAUUUUCUCCUUUGGAACAGCCUUUAUUUGUAAUUUUUUAGUUUUCUAUCUAUAUUUGAUCACAUUUUAGUAAGAAGCCUCUGUGUUUUCUGAUCUGCUUCCGUAUGAAUUUACUGUUGAUGAUGUGUCUUUACAUAAAUUGAGGAUGCUUUUUUACCGCAAAGCAUCACUCUCAUCAGUACAACAGAGUACAACAUAAGUUCAAGAAGGCGCGGCUCUCUUGAGUCAGCUACGCAAAAUUUAUGCGGAUAUUUUUUUAAUUAUACAAAUAUUAGUUGUGCCUAAUGUGGUGAUGUGCCGAUCUGACGAACACAUUCUGCUUUAUGAUAAAUCAAGAUGCUCCCAAGUCAACCGAGAAGCUCAAUUGGCAUAACUCCUUGCGUUCCAGGUAGGCUUUUAAUUUGAAACGUUCAGUAGGCAUUUCAUUUCAUUAAAUUAAUCUAAACCUAAUCCUUUUCACAAGUAAAAUCCACUGGACUGUUGUUGUACUGAUGGAAUCAAGGGGGUAGAAAUUUACAUUAUGCUGAAUUUCUUAUCUGAGCCUUUAGAUCACAAGUCUUUCAAUCCCUCCUCAAUAUUUUCUACCCGAUCUGUAUUAGCAACAGAGCUUUAUUUGUUUGUGCUGGCAAUGGCCCCUACUGUUAUGACCAUUGUUUGGCUUUUAUGUUAGAAUUUAUGGUAAUUCAAAUGUCUCAACCAUUCUUCAAAUUGCUUAUCUGACUCACUGUAGCAUACAUUGUUCAAGGAUUUACUCAGUAUUACUCUACAGUGUGUACUCUUAACCUUCAACUGAAUGCCGACUGCUGGAACAAGUAUUUAUUUUUUUUUUUUUACUUGGAUGCUUGAUCGAUGUUUAUUGAAUGACCCAUACAUUUGUGCUUCUUUUGUUUUACGACUUUGUAAAAAGAGUUGUGACUAUAAGUCACAGAAAAAUGAGGUGUCUCUGAUCAGUAUCUGCAGGAACUGACGAGCUACAUUACAGAGAAAGAGUGUGCUCUUCUUCUUUUUUUUUUUAUAAAUUUGCCCAUUGUGCUUAUCAUAGAGAAUAGAUGUCUUUGUCAGUUAUUGCAGUCAUUUCAUGUAAUAUCUAAA